Molecule: messenger RNA, 3009 nt
Organism: Mugil cephalus (flathead mullet)
Lineage: Eukaryota; Metazoa; Chordata; Actinopteri; Mugiliformes; Mugilidae
Exons: 3
Coding region: 243-596 (117 amino acids)
Source: RefSeq, a predicted model, not a curated record
CAGCUGAUGAGACCACAUGUGAUAUGAAGUCGACGUGGUUCAAUAGCUGGAGCAUCCCCUGUUGUUUUUAGAAUGCAACUAGGACACAAGCAGUGACUCCAUGACAACCAGUGGUUGCAUGACAACCAGCCAUGACCCCAUGGACAGAGCAGACUGCUAGGCUCGAGUUAACACCCCAAGGGUGCUUGUUAUACAGGGCAGUCUAGCCUGCAACCAAUCCGAACACAACAGUGAGGGGGAAAAUGAUGCAAAGAAGAGAAACAGGUGCAGGAGGGCCGCAGUAUGGACAGCGGAUGGUUUUUACAGGCCCUGAUGGGAUUGGAGACUACAGGCCGAGAUCUAAUUAUUUUCCUGGGAACAUCGGUGUUGGUGCCACAUCACCUGAGGCCACUGGAGAUCUCAGUUAUUUGUGUCGGGCUGCACCGCUUUCCCACCCUCCCAUGUCUAGGCAGAGCUAUGUAGGUGAGGUGGGCUGGGGAUGGCAGUACAACCAGCUGCUAAACAGUGGGGCUCUGCUCAGCAAUAUGCAAAUCAAGAAAACAGAGUUACGAGCAACGCUGGAGGACAGAGUCACUCAGAAGUUUCAGAGCAAAUGAUAAAUGCGGUGAAUUUGUUUUGUGUCCCUUGCACAGAAUCAAAUUACAUGUGUGUACUGUGUCACCGGGAUAAGAGAGGACAUCUCAGGUGGCUGCAUUGUAAGUUCUCUGCUUCCCCAUCCAUAAUGCAACACUUCUGCAGGAACACGCGGCUCUACCGCCGCAGAUAAGCAGGGCACGCAAGAUACACAAAGAAUCACCUAAACUAACACUCAGAGAGGUUUUCCUUGAAACCUAACAUCCUCAUUUACAGUGAAGUGUCGUCGAAUUUAUUGCUUCAUUUCAAUGCUUUAAGAGUCUUGAUACAAUGGUAAACGAAUUGAUCAGGAUAUGGCCUUUAAUUUGUACAUAAACCUGCCCUGAUGAUGACUUAAACGUGCGAGGCAUGCUAACGACAGCUCAAAGAUAAAACCUGAAUAAAUCAGUGAAGGACACCACAACAAAGGGCAAGCAGAGUCACACCACAAAUAGCUGGAUAUGAAAAUGGCAGUAUGGCCUUUACAAUCAAUAUGCCAAUGAAUGAAUAUCUUCAAUAUAAGAGAUGAUAUGAGUUAGAGCUGGACCCAGUUGAUCUAACUGUAUAUUGCAUUGCAUUUUAAUACCAUGUAAUACCUAUAAUUUGCGCAAACUAUUACUAUAAUCUGUAGCUCCAUAAUCUGUAGUGGAUGUUGCAUCUAUCCAGUGUUAUAAUGAGGCUUGUAGGAUUUAUACUUAAGAGUGUUGAAGCUGUUUUGGUUAAUAUGGCAUUAAGUAUUGUUUUUUCCCCCUUUGUCAUUUCAUCAAAAGAGCUUUUUUUCACAGCACACAUUAUGACUUAACACAACAAGGAAAGCAGAGGUAUAUUCAUGAUGGCUGCUUUCCAGUUAGGGGAAAGAGGCCUUUGUGCAUACUGGUUCACUGGUAUGACUUACUGGGACUCUUAACAAAACUCAGCCAUCUCUAAUUCCUCCUGCCUCUGUGUAAUGAUGCUACUGGAUACCGAAUCUAUUAUUCAUUAAUAAGCCUGUAGUUUCCUGACUGUGACUAGUCAAAAUGUCUGCAGUGAAAACGUUUAUUCUCUCUCCUGCCUUUUGCGACCACUAUAACACGUUGAGCUGCCGACAUUCAUUCCUGUCUCAGGGACAGUGCACAUUCAUCUUUGUCACCGUCUCAAUUUAAGCCAAAAAGCCUGUUGUUCCAAAAACAGAUUGUUCUUCUUAAGUAAGAAAAAAAAACAAAAAACAAACACACAUACACAAGACACAGAACCAGUAUAUAUUUAAUGGCAAGGUAAAUCAGUACUGUGAAAAUCCUUAGCCUAAGAUCUCUACGAGUAGAAAAUGUAUAUACGGUAUAGUUUUAGUUUUAAUGAACCCAUCACACACAUUAUUUUAAUAUAAACAAUAACAACAAAGAUAUGUAACAUAGAAAGAUGAAAAUGGAUUAGUGAUGAAAACACUAGAAAGGAAAUAGAAAAUGACACACACAACACUGUUGUAGGCAAUCAUUUAAAGAACAGUUAUCAGCAGCACAUUGGACCAACGUUGCUUCUCUUUAGCAUUAGACGCUGGGAAUAUGCUGCUACUUUAUUGCUAAUCGAGCCAAGCAUCAGCUAGAUUCCGAAAACAAGGCUGGAAUAAUGUUGUUCUUAAGGCUGACAUCCUGGGAAACAGCAGCACUUGUAUCUUGGCUGCGAUCUGAGAGCUGGGUCGCAUGAACCAGGAAAUACUGCGAAUAGCCUUAGCUACAUUCCCAGGCUCUCGAGCCAUGUAUUUAUAGUAAAUGCAUCCCCAGGAAAAAAAGGCAGGAUGUGCUAGUUUCCUAAAUUUUAUCAUUGGACUAAAAGGGAGUCAGGAACGCCUCUGCACACUUGAAAAGCCAUUCGACUGCAAGAUCCGAUUAGCAGACAUCUUUUUAACAUUUCAAGUUAAAGAAACCAUUUAAAAAAUACCCAAACAUCAAGCAAAACCUCUUUUGAGGAGGCGAUCUUUAUUCUAAAUUGAACAGCUAUUUAUGUCAGCCACAAAGACGAGCUACAGCUACAAAUUCAUUCGGUCUCGAUAUCCCUUUUCUCCGAACAAAAUAGUCCAAUCUGAAUAUAGGGGAAUUUAAAACUAAACAUGAUUAUUUAAAAUGCAAGAGAACAUCAGGGCAAAUUAAAACAACACAACCUGUAGGUGAACAUGUAUGCAGCUGAUGGUGGAGUCUUGCAGCAGCCUCCUAUUUAUAUCGAUGUCGACAGAUGGCAUUCUACCACCUGUGGCGAACAGAGGACUUGACUGUUAAUGAGAUGAGUUUAAAUUCUGACUCUAAAUGCCCUGUAACAGGUUGAUUUUUCAGUUUAGAAGUACUCAAGUAGAUUCCAGUUGCACAGUUCUAAACAACUGCUGUGAAAGUUCAUCGUAUGUUUAUGAGUGCACUAAUUAAAGUAUAA